CAUUCCAGUGUGUCUAUCCACUAAUUCCGAAUCAUUCCGGUUCUAAUUUCUUUGCAUUUACUGCAAUGGCUUCCAGUGGAGUUCUUGAGGUAGAUGUUAACAUAGAGUCUUCUGCAGAAAAGUUCUGGGAAGACAUCAGAAACUCCACAACCCUCUUCCCAAAAUACUUCCCAGAUCAAUACAAGACCAUUGAAAUACUUGAAGGUGAUGGAAAGGCCGCUGGGUCCAUUCGUCUCUUCACAUAUGCUGAAGGUUCUCCACUUGUGAAAAUAUCGAAAGAAAAGAUCGACACGGUGGAUGAGGAAAACAAGAAAGUUUCAUACAGUGUCAUUGAAGGAGAUCUGUUGAAAUACUACAAAAGUUUCAAGGGGAAAAUAGAGGUGAGUCCAAAGGGGGAUGGGUGCUUGGUGAAAUGGACAUGCGAGAAUGAGAAGGUAAGUGAUGAUGUUGAGGUUCCACACAUCAUUAAGGACUUUGUGGUCAAGAACUUCACUGAAGUGGAUGACUUGAUUCAGAAGGCAUAGAGAAGCCAAAAACACUACCUAUUGAGAAAUGAGGAGUGAUCUACAUACAUACAUAUAUGUGUGUGUGUGUGUGCAUGUUUUAAAUCAAUAAUAAUGUGGAGUCCUACUCUGCUCUAAUAAUUUUGAUCUGUCUUUCUUGAUACUUAUUUUACUUACUGUGCAAACUACUAUUAUCC
Messenger RNA from Tripterygium wilfordii, 700 nucleotides. RefSeq names its product MLP-like protein 423. Gene Ontology annotation, biological process: defense response; abscisic acid-activated signaling pathway. The transcript has 2 exons. Gene Ontology annotation, molecular function: abscisic acid binding; protein phosphatase inhibitor activity; signaling receptor activity. The coding region runs from base 66 to 524 and encodes 152 amino acids. NCBI's taxonomy places the organism in Eukaryota, Viridiplantae, Streptophyta, Magnoliopsida, Celastrales, Celastraceae. The record is from RefSeq and is a predicted model, not a curated record.